UUUCAGUCUGCUCAGUGAGACCGAGUCUGUCUCUUCUCCCGUCUGUCUCUCAGCCUGUCUGUCUCUUCGCCCGUCUGUCUCUCUGUCAGGAUGGAGGAGUGUCGUUAUGGAUUAUUGAUUAUUGUGUUUCUGCUACAGAACAACUUUUGUCAGUCAGUUUACAUCAGAGAUAACACAGAUUCUCUCCAUCAGGUUCUCUCAGACUUCAGCAUCAUUCGUCCAAUCAGGACUGACUCAGAGGGGCGUUUCCUGUCAGAGUCAGUCUCUGCCCACCUCCUGCACCGCAGCAAAAGAGAUGCCCGCCAUGCAGAGGACACGCCCAUAUUACAAAUGGCUCUGCCUGUUGAUGCGUCACAGUUCAAUCAUUCAGACCAUACCUGGAAGGGGCGGAGUUACAGGGUUGAGGAGGUGGAACUUUACUACAACGUUACGGUUUUUGGUCAAGAGCUCCAGCUGCAGCUGCGUCCAAACUCCCGUCUAAUCGCCCCCACUGCCACCAUGGAGUGGGAGGAGGCAGGACACCUUCAUUCUCAGCCAAUAGGAGACACCGGCUGCUUCUAUACGGGGAAGGUGUCCAACAUGGAGGACACAUCUGUCGCCAUCAGCAACUGUGACGGACUGGCAGGAAUGAUCCGAACGGAUCAGGAGGAGUUUUUCAUUGAGCCGUUGGAUCGAAGGAGGGUUGAAGGAGAGGAGGAAGAGGAGGAGGAAGGAGGACGACAGCACAUCAUUUAUCGCUCCUCUGCUAUCAAGAAACAACCAGCUGCCAAUCAAACUGAAGCGGCCCAUCAAACUGCAGAUGACUUCCUCCGAGGUCCUCUUUUAGGUUCUCUAAGCUGGAACCAGAAUGUGCUGUGGUCAGCAUCAAACGCAGCGCGACGGCGGCGCUACAUUGAAGAGGCGGAGCUGUUCAACAUCGAGGUUUUAUUGGCAGUGGAUUAUUCUGUUCUUCUCUUCCACGGCCGAGACCACAUUCAGAAAUAUCUUCUGACACUGAUGAACAUAGUUAAUGAAAUCUAUCAGGAUCAUUCUCUGGGCGCCAACAUCAAUGUUGUCCUGGUCAGAAUCAUCAUGCUGUCGCCAACAAAGUCCCAGGAGCUGAUCUCUGUGGGGAAUCCACAGAAGAGUCUGGAGAACGUUUGCGGCUGGUCGUACCUCCAGCAGAGGGAGCAGAGUCACGCCGAGCAGCACGACCACACCAUCUACCUCACCAGGCAGCCGUUUGGCCCCUCCGGCAUGCAGGGUUAUGCUCCUGUCACAGGGAUGUGUCAUUUACACCGGAGCUGUGUCCUCGUGUUGGAGGACGGUUUCUCCUCUGCCUUUGUAGCUGCACAUGAAACAGGACACGUCUUAGGUAUGAAUCAUGACGGUGAGGUGAAUAACUGUGUUGAUGACGUGCCGCUGGGAAGCAUCAUGUCUCCGCGGGUUCAGGCCACGUUCCAUCGAUACCACUGGUCCAGGUGCAGCUGGAGGGAGCUGCAUCAGUACCUGCAUACCUACGACUGUCUCCGUGAUGACCCGUUUAACCACAACUGGCCGGCUCAGCCUCAGUUGCCGGGGUUUCAGUACUCAAUGGACCAACAGUGUCGCUUCGACUUCGGACCAGGAUACAGCCUCUGUACUGCAUACACGACCCAUGACCCCUGUAAACAGCUUUGGUGCAGCGACUACAACAACCCGUUCUUCUGUAAGACCAAGAAAGGUCCACCACUGGACGGGACGAAGUGUGGACCAGGGAAGCACUGUUUUAAAGGGUUCUGCAUGAAGUUGACCCCUGACCUCCUGAGACAAGAUGGCGGCUGGGGAACAUGGAGUUCAUACGGCAGCUGCUCCAGGACCUGCGGGGGCGGGGUCAGUUUUCGGACCAGACGGUGUGACAACCCAACUCCAGCCAAUGGGGGGCGCACCUGCUUUGGAAACAGCUAUGAGUUCCAGCUGUGCAACCAAGAGGAGUGUCCGCCCCUGACUGACUUCAGGGAGGAUCAGUGUAAAGUCUGGAAUCCGUUUUUUGAACAUGAAGGAAAGAAACAUCACUGGCUGCCCUACGAGCACCCAGACUCUGAUGAGCGCUGUCGUCUGUACUGUCAGUCGGAGGAGACGGGGGCGGUGGUUUCCAUGAACAGAAUGGUGCAUGAUGGGACGCUGUGUUCCUAUGGCGACGCCUACAGCGUGUGCGUCCGAGGAGAGUGUGAGCAUGUAGGUUGUGAUGGACAGAUCGCUUCAGACCAGCAGGAGGACCGAUGUGGAGUCUGUGGAGGAGACAACUCCAACUGUAAGAUCAUCAAAGGAAACUUCACUCGCAGCACCAAGAAACAAGGUUACUUAAAGAUCCUGGAUAUCCCCAAAGGAGCCCGACACCUGCUGAUCCAGGAGUUCAAAGGGACUCCUCAUGUCCUGGCGGUGAAGAACCAGGAGACGGGUCAUCUCUUCCUCAACAAUGAAGAUGAGCUCCCAGAGUCCCGUGUGGUGAUUGAGAAGGGCGUGGCGUGGGAGUACAGCAACACUGAGGAGCAGGAGUCCAUCCAGACCACGGGACCGCUCAAGUAUGGAGUCCUGCUGAUGGUCCGUUCCCAUGGCGACUCCAAGGUGACAGUGUCCUAUAAGUACAUCAUCCAGGAUCAGCUCCAGACCUCACUGGAGUCCAAUCUGGUGCAGGAAGAUGCCAUCUUCUACGAGUGGGCGUUGAAGAAGUGGUCGCACUGCUCCAAACCCUGCGGAGGAGGGAAACAAUACACCCGGUUUGGCUGCAGGAGGAAGGCUGAUGGGAAAAUGGUUCACAGGAUGUUCUGCUCCAACAUCAACAAGCCACGAGCCAUCAGUCGCAACUGCAACACCAACACCUGCACUGCACCACGCUGGGUGACCGGGGACUGGGAGGACUGCAGCGCCUCCUGUGGUCAGACUGGGUGGCAGCGUCGCUGGGUGAGCUGCCAGCAGGUGUCCAGCAGGGUGCAGCAGCAGCGUCCCGUGAACAGCAGACUCUGUAAGGACGCCCGACCGGAUGGGAAACGCAUCUGCAACCGCUUCCCCUGCCCCGCUGCCUGGCGAGCUGGGCCCUGGACACCGUGUUCAGUAUCUUGUGGAAACGGAACUCAGGAGCGUCAGGUUGCGUGUUCCAGUUCUGAGAGUUCAGCUGAAAACUGCACUGAACCUCGACCAAUCACAACCCGCACCUGCCAGGCCCCACCCUGCAAUGGUGACCAGAAGAACGCCAUCAUCCAGUGGCUGUCCAGGUCCACCCCAGACUUCCCAGCUCCAAAGAUCUCCUCCAGGCACCGUUGCCGUGGCGAUCAGUCAGUGUUUUGUCGGAUGGAGGUGUUGAGUCGGUACUGCUCCAUCGCCGGAUACCGGCAGAUGUGUUGCAAGUCCUGCAGGGAGGGAAACUUCAGCAACUCUGACAAUUCCAGCAACAUCAGCAGCACGAGCCUGGAGACGGUCAACGGCAGCUCGUGGUUUUCAACCACAGAAACGAUGACCUCAGCAUCCACCUCCACCUGGUCUGACAGCAGCCACAUCAUCAGCACUCCACCUCCCAGCUUCACUGCAGCUCCGCCUCCCAACAGCAGGAGCAGCACCGACUUCGUCUACGUGGAGUACGAAGAUUACGACGAGUAUUCGUACGAGGAUCCUUCAGUUCCCUCUGAGACUCCUGAUAUCAUCCCAGCUACUCCUGCUCCUGCUCCGACUACGACCACAAGGCGUCCAAGAAAAACUGCUCCACCACAUUUGUUCAAGAAGAGAACUUCAGCUCCCACCAUGGCCCCUGAUGCUGUUACCAUGGCAGCUGUUAAUGGCCCAACACCUUCACAAGGCCAGACGUCUGUCUUCCCAGAGUUCCCUGCCACGAUAUCAACUGAUCAUGAUGACAUCAUGGUCAUGCCAUCACCAAACACAUCAUCAGGAGGGCGGAGACUUCAAACUAAAACCAAUAAGACGGAAACUGAACCCGUUCCGACAUCUUCAUCCUUCUUCUUUCCGCUCUUGAAAAAGGAGAACAACUCGGUGGACGAGGUCCCGUACCGGAUCGUGGGAUUGGACGGGGACAUUUCUAGAGGACAGCAGAACUUCUUUGUGCCGCGGAUGCCGCCUUUCCGUGAGCGAACACAAAACAAACGUAUCCAGGAGCUUCUGAACGAGAAACGACGACAGGAUCUUCUAAAGAGACCGAACAGGAGCAGAGAGCGCCGGACUGACAGGAAGCAGCGUGGAUUAUAAAAACAGGAAAAACAUCAGCAGGGUUUAGUUUGAUUGUUCGCUCAUGAUGUCGCAUGUGCAGCUUGCUCACUCUCUGCUAAUGCAAACAAACUCUUCAUGAGAAACAGAAACAGACUGCAGAGCGGACCAACAGAACAGCUGAGGAUGAUUUUCCAAUCAGGGCCUCUCAACUUUCACUUUCAUGUUUCCUGAAGUUUACAGUUCUUACCUCUAACUACAGCUAACUGCCAUAAAAUGAAGGUUGAGCCAGGACGUGGAAACGUGCUUCUGUCUUCAGACUGUUCAGGUUUCACUGGUUUUCAGUUGUUAGCUUUCACAUUCAACAUGUUUGUACCAAAUAAUCCUGUUUCUAAAUAAAGCAAAGUCUG
Messenger RNA from Toxotes jaculatrix (banded archerfish), 4583 nucleotides. Its product is annotated as A disintegrin and metalloproteinase with thrombospondin motifs 2-like. Gene Ontology annotation, molecular function: metalloendopeptidase activity. Gene Ontology annotation, cellular component: extracellular matrix. Gene Ontology annotation, biological process: proteolysis; extracellular matrix organization. The transcript has 25 exons. Lineage: Eukaryota; Metazoa; Chordata; Actinopteri; Toxotidae. The record is from RefSeq and is a predicted model, not a curated record. The coding region runs from base 91 to 4215 and encodes 1374 amino acids.